UGCCCUUGCUCCUGGCUUUACCUGCUUUCCUGCAGUGAGGAGCAUCAGGCAGCAUGACCUCACAGCGAUGGAUGCUAGCUGUGUGUUUAUCACUGACCUCAGUUUUAGGGACAGCUGAACUGCUUACAACAACAGAAACUCAGAAAUACACUUGUAGGACUUUUGGCAGCGGGGUCGUCCAGCCUUUCAAUGGCUCGAGUUACUAUAUGCGGUCCAACUGCCCGUUCACCCUCACCCGCUUCACCCACAACCGGGUGGAAUGUGAGAUCACCACAAGGCGAGGCGAAAGCGGGCUGCUGGUCCAAGUCGAGAUAAUCAUCAAUAAAAUCAGGACAACUCUGCAAAAUGGGAGCAUCCUGGUGGAGACGCAGAGUGUUUCCCUUCCGUACGACCACACCUAUCAGCAUAUCUUUCAGUACGGCAUCUACACUAAACUGAGGAGCUCCUUGCUUCCUCUGUCUGUCACCUGGCACAAUGUACCUGGAGGAAUAGACAGUCUGUGGGUGGAGCUGGAGCAGGAGCUGAGCACUGACAUGACCGGACUGUGUGGAAAACACAAUGUUCCAGGCAACAAGCAGCAGUUGAUUUCCGAGAGCGUGCUUGCUGAUGACACGUGUCAAACCCGAGAUCCCACCUCUGUGGUGAAUACGGUGUGCAGACUGUUCUUUUCCUACACCUUGGAUUGCCUGCAAACCAGGACGCUUCAAUACAUCCAACUCUGUGAACAGAAUAUUUACAGCUAUGAAUUGAACAAACACAUUGGCUGUGCUUUCUUCAAAGAAGUUGCCCAACUGUGUGGAAACAGCAGCUAUGUUUGGAACAUAUGGAGAUCUGUAACCACAUGUGAGAAACCAAGGUGUCCAGGAGACCUUGUUUAUAAAGAACAGGGUGCUGCCUUUGUUCCCAGCUGCUCCAACCCCAACCCCAGAUUGUCUGACCAGGAUCUCAUCAGCACCUGUGUCUGCCCAUUGGGAAAGGUGCUUAAUGAUCGUGCAGACGGCUUCCACUGUGUAACUGUGUCCAGCUGCCCCUGUGUGUUUGAUGGCAAGAGCUAUUCAACUGGAGAAAUACACAGCACCAAGUGUCAGUCAUGUAUAUGUGAAGGUGGAAAAUGGCGAUGCUUGGAAAACUUCUGCCCUCCCAGGUGUAUCAUUGAAGGACAGUUUGUGACAACAGUUGAUGGCAAACAAUAUGUGGUUCCUGGUAAAUGUACAUAUGUGGCCUCUAAGGGUUUCAACUGGACUGUAAUAAUAGAGUUUUCUACGAGGGCACCUUCUCUGAAAACAGUCAUUCUUCAGCUUUUUCAGGAAAUUUAUACAUUUUCAUACAACAUGGUUAAAAUUGGAGAGGAGGAGAUCACUGAACUCCAUCAGUCUGAUGAUGCUCUGGUUUUCUGGCAGUCCUCCAUGUAUGUCCAGAUCCAGACAUCAUUUGGUCUCAAGAUCCAAGUCCAGAUGUCUCCUGAAAUCCAGCUGUACAUCACGCCGCCCACAGACCACACUGGCAUGAUCUCAGGUCUUUGUGGCAACAGCAAUAAUGACACCACAGAUGACUUCACCACCAGCAGCGGGAUCAUUGAGAAUGCAGCUCAGCCGUUUGCUCUGUCCUGGAGUGUGGAUACCUGCACAGUAGACAUACCCAGCAGCUGCAUCAACACAGACAAUGAAAUAUUUGCAGAUGAAAGGUGUUCUGUGUUGAACAACCCAACUGGUAUAUUUGCCAAAUGCCAUGGUCACAUCCCAACUGAUCACUACCACACGGCUUGCAUCCAAAGAACAUGUAACUGUGGCAACAGUCUGCAGCAGUGUUUGUGUGUUGCCCUGGGCAGCUAUGCUAAAGCCUGUGCCAGUCUGGGUGUUGUAGUUGGUGACUGGAGGAAAGCUACGAACUGCACUCUGCAGUGUCAGAACAACCAAGAAUUCUCCUACAACAUCCAAGUAUGUAACCACACCUGCCGUUCCCUGUCCGGCCCUGACCCUCGCUGCGGUCUGGAUGACGAGCCGGUGGAGGGCUGUGGCUGUCCAGAGGGGACUCACCAGAACUUGGGCCACAUCUGUACCCCAAAGGCAGAGUGUGUUUGUCACUAUUAUGGCGGUACAACACCACCGGGGUCUAUUGUUAUCGACGGACGACAGUGCUUCUGCGAAAAUGGAAAACUGCAAUGUUCUAAUGACUGUGGAUGCAGAAAUGGGAAGGUUUGCGUUCAUUGCGCUGAGUACCCAGUUAACACGGCUCAGAAAACCUGUGACAGUCUCAGCAAACCAACGGGUUCCAUUAUGACCUGUGAUAGUGGCUGUUACUGCCCAUAUGACCAGUAUGAGGAUCACAAUGGAAAUUGUGUUUCUCUGGACAACUGCACUUGUGUUUACAGCGGCAAAGUAUUCAAUGCGGGACAGUCUGUCAAAACCAACUGCAAGACCUGCGUCUGUGGUGAGGGUCAGUGGCACUGCAGAGAUGAGCCUUGUCCUGGGAAGUGUCAAGUUUACGGAAACGGACACUACCAGACCUUCGACUCCAAAUGGUACCGCUUUGAUGGGCACUGUCAGUACACACUUGUAGAGGAUGACUGUGGAAUUAGAAAUGGCACCUUCUCUGUCAGAGUGGAGAGUGUGCCCUGCUGUGAUGAGGCUCUCACCUGCUCUCGCUCUAUCAUCCUCGAUCUGCAGGGCACCGUCACGCUGACACUGAGCGACAUGAAGGUGACCAGACGCCACCAUGAUGGCUGGACUCUGCAACAAGAAUCGCUUUAUUCCAUACACACUGUGGGACUCUACAUCAUAAUCUUAGUGCCAAGCAGAGGAAUAACUCUCAUCUGGGACAAACACACCCGAAUCACCAUAGAGCUGCAUGCACAUUGGAGGUACCAAGUAUGUGGCCUUUGUGGGAAUUUUGACUCCAAUGAGAUGAAUGACCUGCAGAUAAGUGGCUCCGCAGUGGUGUCCAGUUCCAUGGCAUUUGGCAACAGCUGGAAAGCCACCUCACCCCCUUGCUCUGAUGUGACCACUGAGAUAUUUCCAUGCGAGCGCAACUCCUACUGCUCAGCAUGGGCCCAACGGCGCUGUUUGAUCCUUACAGGAGACACUUUCAAAGAUUGCCACUUAACAGUAGAUCCAGAGCCCUACUACCAUGCCUGUGUGCAGGAGUCCUGCUCCUGUGAGUUUGAGGGGAAGUUCCUGGGCUUCUGCACAGCUGUGGCAGCCUACGCAGAGGCCUGCAGUGACCACAAUGUGUGUGUAAACUGGAGGACACCUGAUUUGUGUCCGGUCUACUGUGACUACUACAAUGAGCAGGGUCAGUGCAGCUGGCACUAUGAACCCUGUGGGGAGAUGCUAACCUGUGGCAAAAGCAGCUACUUCACUCACAAGCUGGAAGGCUGCUACCCCAGAUGUUCAAAGGAGGCCCCAUACUAUGAUGAAAAUACUGGUGAAUGCACCAAAUUGAGAAACUGCACCUGUUAUUUUAAUGACACCAUCAUUCAGCCUGGGACAGUAGUGGUGAUACACUCUGCUGAAUGCCACUGUGAAAAUGGAACAGUUAAAUGUCGAUCUGCUCAUACCACCAGAUCUCAAUUUCAUCUUUACUCUACAACAGCACCUCCACCACCUCCAACUACAACUACGCCUGUCACCAAUUAUACAGCUGCCACGACUCCCACCACAACUGCAUCAACUACCACCGAAACAACGACCAUUACUACUGAAACAACUGUACUUUCCACUACCACUAAACCAACAACCACUUCAUCCACCACUGAAACAACUGUACCUUCCACUACCACUGCAUCAACAACUGCAAGUGCCUCAACUACUUCUGAAACAUGGUCAACAGCACCCUCCACCACCUCAACAUCAAUAACGACCAUUACCGGUGUCUCAACUACUACUGGAAAUUGGUCAACUGUACUUCCUUCCACCUCUACAUCAACAACUACAGCCACUUCAGCUACCUCUGAAACAACUGUACCUUCCACUACCACUGCAUCAACAACUGCAAGUGCCUCAACUACUUCUGAAACACGGUCAACAGCACCCUCCACCACCUCAACACCAAUAACGACCAUUACCGGUGUUUCAACUACCACUGAAAACUGGUCAUCUGUGCUUUCUUCCCCCUCUACACCAACAACUACAACCACUUCAACUACCUCUGAAACAACUGUACCUUCCACUACCACUGCAUCAACAACUACAAAUGCCUCAACUACUUCUGAAACAUGGUCAACAGCACCCUCCACCACCUCAACAUCAAUAACGACCAUUACCGGUGUCUCAACUACUACUGGAAAUUGGUCAACUGUACUUCCUUCCACCUCUACAUCAACAACUACAGCCACUUCAGCUACCUCUGAAACAACUGUACCUUCCACUACCACUGCAUCAACAACUGCAAGUGCCUCAACUACUUCUGAAACACGGUCAACAGCACCCUCCACCACCUCAACACCAAUAACGACCAUUACCGGUGUCUCAACUACUACUGGAAAUUGGUCAACCGUACUUCCUUCCACCUCUACAUCAACAACUACAGCCACUUCAGCUACCUCUGAAACAACUGUACCUUCCACUACCACUGCAUCAACAACUGCAAGUGCCUCAACUACUUCUGAAACACGGUCAACAGCACCCUCCACCACCUCAACAUCAAUAACGACCAUUACCGGUGUCUCAACUACCACUGAAAACUGGUCAUCUGUGCUUUCUUCCCCCUCUACACCAACAACUACAGCCACUUCAACUACCUCUGAAGCAACUGUACCUUCCACUGCCACUGCAUCAACAACUACAAAUGCCUCAACUACUUCUGAAACACGGUCAACAGCACCCUCCACCACCUCAACAUCAAUAACGACCAUUACCGGUGUCUCAACUACUACUGGAAAUUGGUCAUCUGUACUUCCUUCCACCUCUACAUCAACAACUACAACCACUCCAGCUACCUCUGAAACAACUGUACCUUCCACUACCACUGCAUCAACAACUACAAAUGCCUCAACUACUUCUGAAACAUGGUCAACAGCACCCUCCACCACCUCAACAUCAAUAACGACCAUUACCGGUGUCUCAACUACCACUGAAAACUGGUCAUCUGUGCUUCCUUCCGCCUCUACACCAACUACAACCACUCCAGCUACCACUGAAACAGCUGUGCUUCCCACUACACUAACAGCUACAACUCUCUCAACUACUUCUGAAACCCCUAACACCUCUAUUCAUACCACUACAAUGGCUACUACCACUGCAACCUCAGUAAACCCUACAGAAGUGACUAACGCGUCAGGCACAACAAUAGCAACAACAGAAGAAACAUAUCGCACUUCAGAAAACAAAAGCCUAACAGAGACUACAACUGUCACAACAGGUACAACAGUCAUGACAACAACACCUCCCGCGUGUAAGUGUAAAGACCUGAAGAAUGAAAAAAGCUGGAAUUGUGGUGACACGUGGAUAGAGGACUGCUACAGCAGGAGUUGUACAAAUGAGAAGAUAGAGUUGACCCCAGUGUAUUGUCCUGAGACUACAAUUCCCAACUGUCCUCGACAACAGGCCAUAAAAGUCUCAGAUGGAUGCUGUGAAACAUGGAAGUGUGACUGUCGCUGUGAGCUAUAUGGGGAUCCCCACUACAUCACUUUCCAAGGUGUUGCCUUUGAUUUCAUGGAGGAAUGCACCUACAUCCUGGUGGAGGAGCGGUCACCACGUCAUAAUCUCACCAUUGCUGUGGACAACUUCUACUGUGUGCCAGGCCUCGAAGGCUCCUGUGCUAAGGGAAUUAUCGUGAAAUAUCAGAAUAAAAUAGCUACACUCAAUAUCAAUCCACACUUGUUUUCAGUACAGGCCACUCUGAACAAUAUGACCAUAGAGCCGCCAUACGAGGAGCAUGGAUGGAGGUUCGAGACCACGGGGUAUAUAGUUUACAUCUAUCUCCCAGAGGUCCGCUCUUAUGUUUCCCUCAGUCCGUCUUGGACCCUGGUGGUCAAUCUGGCUAUGGAGUACUUCGUCAACAACACCCAGGGACAAUGUGGUGUGUGUGGUGCUGGAUCAUGUAUCCGUAAAGGAGGGCAGAUAGAGGAUGACAGCUGCUGUGAUAAGACAGCGUAUGACUGGGUGUACGCCGAUCCACUGAAGCCAGCCUGUGUCUCUGCACCAAGGGAUAUACCUUGUCACACUUCAGUACCCACUAGCACCACCCCCUGCCCUGCAGACCCACUUUGUGAACUGCUACACCACCCAGUCUUUUCAAAUUGCAGCAGGCAUGUAAAUCUGCUGAUUAAAAAGAAGAACUGCGAGUUUGAUUCAUGCAGGAAUGGUCCUUGCUCUUCACUGGAGCAAGCCGCUGAUGAAUGCAAUAAUGCUGGUUUCUGUGUUGACUGGAGAGGACUGACUAAUGGACGCUGUGAUGUGUCAUGUCCAGAAGGACUGCUUUACCAGGAAUGUCGUAACAAGCUGGAUGACUUCUGCUAUGGAGGCAUGCUUAAUAAUGGAGCAUUCCUUGAGAACGGCAAAGGCUGUUUUUGUCCCAGUGGCCAGUUCAGGGCAGGAAAUCACUCAAACAUCUGUGUGUCAGACUGUCCUUAUUGCAAAGGGCCUCUUGGUGAGCCCAAACUACCUGGUGAGGUGUGGGAGUCCAAAUGUCACCUGUGUUCCUGCAACAACCAGACUCGGACAGAGGAGUGUUUUCCAAAACCUCAUGUGUUAACUAACUGCAAUUCUAGUGCAGUACUGGCAAACGAUACUUGCUGUGCUGACCAGAUUUGUGUUGAGAAGACAUGCAGUUACAACGGAAAAACAUACAAGGUUGGAGACAGAUGGAAGGAUGCCGCCCAUCCCUGUGUGUCAUUCAAUUGCAGUACUGAGGGUAUUCAGACUGAGACGAGAGUCUGUCCCGCAGAAAACUGUCAGGAGGAAGACAGAAUUUGGGAUGACCAACACUGCUGCUUUACAUGUAGCCAGAGCUGUGCUCCAAAGUUGACCAGUAUCAACGUUACCAUAGACAACUGUACCACCGUCAUGCAGAUACCUGUGUGUCAGGGCCAGUGUGUGUUGGAGCCCAGGGUCGUGUUACACGGUGAACUGCAGGUGGAGCAGAAGUGCCAGUGGUGUCAGGAACGGAGCUCAGAGAUAAAACCAGUGACCCUGGAGUGCUUUGACCGCACCAUCAGACAAUACAACUACAAGCAUAUCACCGGCUGUGAGUGCAGAGCCUGCGACAUCUACCCCAUCUAUCAAAUUUAAUUUAAUUGAAAUGUAAAUUCCAUUUGAAUUUAUAUGGAAAUUUAAGUAUAAAGCUUUUAAAGCAAUUACCAGACAAUUAAAGUGAAUCAUUUACUAAUCAUCAAAGGUUGAACUAUGUAACUUUCUUCUGUGCAGCAUUAAGUCAGCUUUCACAAUUGGGUACCCACUGGCCAUGCUGCUCUUGGUGUGAUUACUUCUAUUUUUAUGUCAGCAGAAACUCUUCAAGUUAAUGAGUCUUUUCAGGCAAAUUACAAAAAGUUAGUUGCUCAACAGUGGUAUCCAGCCAUGCAAUUUUUAUUUGCCUGAGGUUUGAGAUACUGUAUCUGUCUCUGAGAUUUAUGUCUCCACCCCUGUACAGUGAAGGUGGAGAAAAUGGACUCCC
This is a messenger RNA of Scatophagus argus, 7611 nucleotides long. Its product is annotated as mucin-2-like. Gene Ontology annotation, molecular function: protein binding. The record is from RefSeq and is a predicted model, not a curated record. The transcript is spliced from 44 exons. Gene Ontology annotation, cellular component: extracellular matrix. Bases 54 to 7229 code for a protein of 2391 amino acids. NCBI's taxonomy places the organism in Eukaryota, Metazoa, Chordata, Actinopteri, Scatophagidae.